Molecule: messenger RNA, 2548 nt
Organism: Myxocyprinus asiaticus (Chinese sucker)
Lineage: Eukaryota; Metazoa; Chordata; Actinopteri; Cypriniformes; Catostomidae
Product: homeobox protein otx5-A-like
Exons: 3
Coding region: 341-1231 (296 amino acids)
Biological process (GO): regulation of transcription by RNA polymerase II; multicellular organism development
Cellular component (GO): nucleus
Molecular function (GO): DNA-binding transcription factor activity, RNA polymerase II-specific; RNA polymerase II cis-regulatory region sequence-specific DNA binding
Source: RefSeq, a predicted model, not a curated record
AUCACUUCAACUCACUAUCACCCGGAGACGGAGACACGCGCACCGACCGGACACACCGGAACACCGGCGAGCACCUGCCGAACACCCGAACACCCGCACCGGUGUGAGCUCACAGAGACAAAAAGAUAAUAGCACGAAAACACAGACUGAACAGAAAACAGACAGAACAGCAAGUUAAAAGUUUAAGCUUUAUACUCACAUAUAGGGGGAAAACAACAGUAAAACUAUAGAUUCUGAGAGACUUUGCUUUAAACACUGAAAUCCUAUAGAGAGAGAGAGAGAGAGAGAGAGAGAGAGAGAGAGAGAGAGAGAGAGAGAGAGAGUGAGAGAGUUUAUAGUCAUGAUGUCGUACAUGAAACAGCCUCAUUACUCCGUCAACGGGUUGACUCUGUCCGGUACCGGGAUGGAUCUCCUGCACUCUGCUGUCGGUUACCCCAACACGCCGCGCAAACAGCGGCGCGAGAGGACGACAUUCACGCGUGCGCAGCUCGACAUCCUCGAGGCGCUGUUCGCCAAGACGCGAUACCCAGAUAUCUUCAUGAGAGAAGAGGUGGCGCUCAAGAUCAACCUGCCCGAGUCCAGAGUCCAGGUGUGGUUUAAAAACCGUCGCGCUAAGUGCCGUCAACAGCAGCAGCAGCAGACCAGUGGCCAGACCAAACCCAGACCACCGAAGAAGAAGUCUUCGCCCGCAAGAGAGCCCAGCGCCAGCGAGGCCAGCGGCAGCACUAACGGGCCGUACAGCCCACCACCGCCACCUCCGGGCACAGCCAUCACCCCGAGCUCAAGCAGCACCAGCGCCACAGUCUCCAUCUGGAGCCCGGCGUCCAUCUCGCCAUUGCCGGACCCGCUGUCGGUGUCCAGCACGCCCUGCCUGCAGCGCACCAGCGCCUACCCCAUGACCUACACCCAGGCGCCGGCCUACAGUCAGGGCUACGCCAGCUCAUCCUAUUUCACAGGGCUAGACUGCAGCUCGUACCUGUCUCCCAUGCACCCACAGCUGUCCGCCACAGGGGGCGCUCUCAGCCCCAUCACCGCCUCCUCUAUGGGCGGACCGCUCAGUCAGUCGCCCGCGUCUUUGUCGUCUCAGGGCUACACCGCCGCGUCUCUGGGCUUCGGCGCCGUCGACUGCUUAGACUACAAAGACCAGACGGCAUCCUGGAAACUGAACUUCAACACCGCCGAUUGUCUGGACUACAAGGACCAGAACUCGUGGAAGUUUCAGGUCCUGUAGGGGGCGCUUCAGAAGGGAACGAUAGCUGGACAUCAGUGUGAUCAUCUAAUAUCCAUACUGAGCGUAAAUUUGAUUCAUCUGCUGAAGUUAUACAGAGAUAUCAGAGCCACUGUGAAUGUGAGAAACAUGCUGAUGGAUAGAAAUACUGCAAAUGACACCGAAUGUCACGUAUAGACGUAUAGAAAAUGUAAAUAAACCGAUGGAAUCUAAAGUACUGUAUGUGGUGCAGUCUUUAUUCCUGGACUUCAAAAGGGUUUAAACUCUGUUGAAUUUCAGUAUAUGACAUAAUAUUGACUUUCAACCUUAAUUAUUUAUGAAUAAAAUUUAAUGAUGUGUAGUUGGCAGAUGAUAGAUAAAUGAAUAGUGUAUUUAAAAGCUUUGAUGUUGCACUGACUGAUAAUACUGCAGUGCUCUCCAUUGCAAGUGAUAUUAAACACUGAUUUUAAAAGACAAUCAUCAAUUUCAAGCUACGUCUUAUCGUUGUAGGAGGUGUCAAUAUGGUAGAUGAUGGUUCCUGUAUUCUUUUACAUUUGUAAAUAAGCUGUUUUUGAUAAGAGCCAAAUGGUGAGACACAAAAGUUUCUGGACAGCCGCUGUUUUUCUAAAGACACUAUAAAUGAUGCUGUUCUUUUGUGUCUUAGUUUGAAUCGUUCGGGUGGAGCUGAACUCUUGCUCCUUUAUUGUGAAUUUGAUUUCAUGUGAAACGAGUGUCCACAGAACACCAGACGAGACGUCUACGAAUAUAUCACUACAGUUUGUGUCUGUCAGAUUUGUCAUGAAUUAACAGCUAAAGAUGAUUUUUCAUUUCUGUUUUAUAUGUUACUUUAAUUGAUAUUAAUAUUAGAUAGUUCUGGUCAUUGUUUUGAAAUUGUAAUGUCAUUGUUGUCAGUGUUAUAAAGAUGAAUUUGUUCUGUCAUUUAUAAAAAUCUGCAUCUAAACUGAGUUACACGAGUGACAGAUUGGAUGAAAAGCAUCAAACAAUCCAUGUUUUCUGUCUGUUUCUUUGUAAUUAUUAAACAUGAAAUGAGUUACAUGGAAUCAAAGGACAAACUCUUUCUCUCUCAAUGCCUACAAUCAUCUUGUUUUCUCAAACUCAGGGGUUUCAUGAACAGAUGCAGUUUUUAUGCUGUUAUUCUGUUUAUGUCUGUUUGGAAACAUCAUCAUUUUAGUUUUUAAAUCAACACUUUUCUGAUGUCAUAUGCUGUCUUUAUUUGUAAUGUCAUGUUGUGUUUGCAUUCAGAUUCUUGUAGUGACACUAUUCAAAAUAAACUAUAUUUUCUUUCUGUACAUGCAGAACAAAGUACAUUUUGUUGCUUGU